CGCGCUAGGACCCAGCCGCGGCCGUCGGUCCGUCCGUCGGGUGGGGCUGGAGCGCGGCGCUGGCAUUUCGCUCCUUCCCGCGUGAAUGGGGCCGACGGUCGGACGCCGCUUCCUCGGGCCGCCCAACUCUCUGCGCGGCAGCUGCGUUCCCGCCGCGUGGGACUGAACGGGCCAUGGUCGCCCCAUGUGGAGGGCAAAGUUGCGCCGGGGAACUGGCGAGCCUGCGGUGAAAGCUCUGCCUCCUGUCUGUUACGGCCGUGGCAGUCCCACCCAGAUUCUAGAAGAACCCAGCUGUUUUUUCUCAGAACUUCAGCUCUUUUCUGGGAGGCAUGAAGCAUCUGCUUUGACUGUGGCAGCGAACGGUAGCCUCAGGGAAAACAUUGUUGAAGAUCCUCUUUGUAACUUCGUCUCCCCAAACUCCCUGAGGGUCUCGGAGGUGGAGAUGAGAGGGUCCGAGGAUGCGGCAGCUGGCACAGUGUUACAGCGGCUGAUCCAGGAGCAGCUGCGGUAUGGGACCCCAACCGAGAACAUGAACUUGCUGGCCAUUCAGCACCAGGCCCCAGGCAGUGCAGGACCAGCCCACCCGACAAACAGCUUUUCUUCCACGGAAAAUCUCACUCAAGAAGACCCACAAAUGGUCUACCAGUCAGCACGCCAGGAGCCGCAGGGUCAGGAGCACCAAGUGGACGGCGCGGUGAUGGAGAAGCAGGUCCGCUCCACGCAGCCACAGCAGAACAGUGAGGAGCUGCCCACUUAUGAGGAGGCCAAGGCCCAGUCACAGUUCUUCAGGGGGCAGCAGCAGCAGCAGCAGCAGCAGGGGCCCCCAGGCCACGGUUACUACCUGGCUGGGGGCUCCAGUCAGAAGUCUCGCACUGAGGGGAGGCCUACGGUGAGCCGAGCAAGCAGUGGACAGGCACAUAAGGACGAGGCGCUGAAAGAGCUGAAGCAGGGCCAUGUCCGCUCCCUCAGCGAGAGGAUCAUGCAGCUGUCCUUGGAGAGGAACGGUGCUCAGCAGCACCUCCCUGGCUCGGGGAGUGGGAAGGGCUUCAAGGCAGGAGGGGGACCCUCGCCAGCCCAGCCUGCGGGGAAAGUCCUGGACCCCCGAGGUCCUCCACCUGAAUACCCCUUCAAGACCAAGCAAAUGAUGUCCCCAGUCAGCAAGAACCAAGACCAUGGACUUUUUUACAGUGACCAGCAUCCUGGGCUGCUCCAUGAGAUGGUCAAGCCUUACUCUGCCCCUCAGCCUGCGAGAACAGAAGUGGCCGUCCUGAGGUACCAGCCACCCCCGGAGUACGGGGUCACCAGCCGCCCAUGCCAGCUUCCGUUCCCGUCAACAGUGCAGCAGCACAGCCCCAUGUCCUCUCAGACCUCAUCCAUCAGUGGGCCCCUGCACUCCGUCUCCUUGCCGCUACCACUCCCAAUGACCCUGGUGACUCAGCAGCCCCCUCCCACUCCCUCCCCUAGCCAGCAGCUUGGUCCGGAUGCCUUUGCGAUUGUGGAGCGGGCCCAGCAAAUGGUGGCGAUACUGACAGAGGAGAACCGGGCGCUUCACCAGGAACUGCAGGGCUACUAUGACAAUGCCGACAAGCUCCACAAGUUUGAAAAAGAACUUCAGAGAAUUUCAGAAGCCUACGAGAGUCUGGUCAAGUCUACCACCAAGCGCGAGUCGCUGGACAAGGCAAUGCGAAACAAACUGGAAGGCGAGAUCAGAAGGCUUCACGAUUUCAACAGAGACCUGCGAGACCGGCUGGAGACAGCCAACAGGCAGCUGUGCAGCAGGGAGUACGAGGGGCGUGAGGACGGAGCUGCCGACGGUCACUGUGCCUCCCAGAACAAAGAAUUCUUGAAGGAAAAGGAGAAGUUAGAAAUGGAGUUAGCAGCAGUGCGGACUGCAAGUGAGGACCAUCGAAGACACAUUGAGAUCCUGGACCAGGCUUUGAGCAACGCCCAAGCCAGAGUCAUCAAGCUGGAAGAGGAGCUACGAGAGAAGCAGGCGUAUGUGGAGAAAGUGGAGAAGCUGCAGCAGGCUCUGACACAGCUGCAGUCUGCGUGUGAGAAGCGAGAGCAGAUGGAGCGUAGGCUGCGGACCUGGCUGGAGAGGGAGCUGGAUGCACUGCGGACCCAGCAGAAACAUGGAAGUGGCCAGCAAGCUGGCAUGCCAGAACACACUGCUCCGGCCCUCAUGGAGCUGGUACGGGAGAAGGAAGAGCGGAUCCUGGCCCUGGAGGCUGACAUGACUAAGUGGGAGCAGAAGUGCCUGGAGGAGAGCACCAUCCGGCACUUCGCCGUGAGCGCUGCCGCCACGGCCGCAGCUGAGAGGGACACCACCGUCAUCAACCACUCCAGGAAUGGGAGCUACGGGGAGAGCUCGCUGGAGGCCCACAUCUGGCAGGAGGAGGAGGAGGUGGUGCAGGCCAACAGGAGGUGUCAGGACAUGGAGUACACUAUUAAAAAUCUACAUGCCAAAAUCAUAGAGAAGGAUGCCAUGAUUAAGGUGCUGCAGCAGCGAGCCCGUAAAGAUGCUGGCAGGGCGGAUUCCUCAAGCCUGCGGCCAGCACGCUCUGUCCCGUCCAUCGCAGCGGCCGCUGGGACUCACUCCCGCCAGACCUCACUUACCAGCAGCCAGCUGGCUGAGGAGAAGAAGGAAGAGAAGACCUGGAAGGGCAGCAUCGGGUUGCUGCUAGGGAGAGAACACCAUGAACAUGCUUCUGCCCCGCUGCUGCCAGCCCCGCCCACCUCUGCGCUGUCCUCUGUGGCCAUGGCCAUGGCAGCCAGCAGCGCCCAUGCCAAGACGGGCAGCAAGGACAGUAGCACCCAGACAGACAAGAGCACGGAACUCUUCUGGCCUAGCGUGGCCUCCCUUCCCAGCCGCAGCAGGUUGAGCACAACUCCUUCCAACAGUCCUGUCCUGAAACACCCAGUGACCAAGGGGACCACGGAGAGACUGGAGAACGCUCCUGGCCAUGGGAAGUCACUGGACCACAGAGGCCGCGCCAGCAGCUCCCUGCAGAAGCCUGAGUUCCCUGAUGGGGAGAUGGUAGAAGUGCUUAUCUAAUGCUGCGUCGCCCUGGCUUUCAUACCGCAGCACUGGCAAGUCAGGAAAGUGGCAGAGCAGGAGAAAGAGCAAGAAGGGUGUGGAUGGGAAGCCAGGAAUGAUGUGAAUUGAUAAAGAUUUCAGAGUAAAACUUUUUAUACAUGCUAAAAACAAAAAAUAGGAGACCUACAUGGCUGGAGAAGAGAGAAUGCUAUGGAUUUUCUUGCAUAAAGGGAAAGAAAAGACGCAUGUAGGUUUGGAAACAAGUUAAGAAGAACAGGAAAUGGAGCUUUUCACCGCACAGAAGCUGUGUCUCCUCGGAGCCUUGCUGUAGUCCCUUUCUUUGGUUAUAAACAGAAGCUAGACGUGUACUUUCCUA
Molecule: messenger RNA, 3413 nt
Organism: Octodon degus (degu)
Lineage: Eukaryota; Metazoa; Chordata; Mammalia; Rodentia; Octodontidae
Gene: Amotl1
Product: angiomotin like 1
Exons: 13
Coding region: 185-3055 (956 amino acids)
Biological process (GO): regulation of cell migration; actin cytoskeleton organization; establishment of cell polarity involved in ameboidal cell migration
Cellular component (GO): bicellular tight junction; plasma membrane; cytoplasmic vesicle
Source: RefSeq, a predicted model, not a curated record